CAAGGAGAAGACCUAUCCCUGUUGUAGGGACAUUGAUUGGCUAUGAUCAUGCGCGAGAACUAUUCAAAUAGAUUCAUACGAUUUCAUGUGCAAAGUGAAGACUUAUGUCUCUGGACUGUAUGCAUACAAUCCAAUACGGGUGUAGACAGUAAACGAAAAUAAAUACAUAUUACUUUUUUCUGGUAGUAUUUAAUAUACUAUCACCGAUAAACACACUACCAUACUUAUUUUAUUUAUAAUAUUAUUUAAAUUAAUUAUGAAAAAAACACAUAUUUUAUACUCGUUGUCAAGUGUCUGCAAACAGCGCGUGACGUCAUAGUGUUCUAAGGAAGAUGUCAAAUUUGACUUUGACAUUGACAUACAUGUAACUGUGCAUAGAACGAUUUUUGUUAUUGUUUUUGUUUAUGUUAGUUUCAGAGACCCGUGAAGUCACAUUGACGCCAUGGCAGAGGUUAGCGUUUUAGCGGGAAAUAUGACUUCACAGGUCUCUGAAAUAUUUUAAAUAUUUCAAUUAUAUUACUGUUAAUCCUUAAUGCCCAUAAUUUGACUUCAGUUGACAGUAAUAUUUGAUAUGGAAGGCUUCUCGAUGCGACAGUACGCGUGGAAGCCUGCCGCCGAGAUGGUCGUCACACUGCUAAAGAUCUACGAGGCCAACUACCCGGAGAUACUCAAGACUUGUUUAAUAGUGAACGCCCCAAAAGUAUUUGCGCUGGCGUUCUCAGUGAUAAAGAAAUUCAUGCACGAAAACACGAUAUCGAAGAUCAAGAUAUACGGCACGGACAGCAAGAAGUGGCAGGCGCAGGUCCUCGCUAUGGUCGACAAAGAUCAGCUGCCGGUGUUCUAUGGCGGCACUAUGGUCGACGAGAACGGGGACACAAAAUGUAGUCUUAUCGUAAAACCAGGUGGUAAAGUUCCUAAAUGCUAUUACACCAAAAACACGAGUAGUGUGAACAAAAAGGAGUACAAACGUGUCACAAUCAAAACUGGCGACAAACAUACGGUCGACCUGCUUUGCGCUGACCCGGAGAGUGUUUUGAAGUGAGAAGUGACUUAUUUGCAUUUUAU
Molecule: messenger RNA, 1065 nt
Organism: Diatraea saccharalis (sugarcane borer)
Lineage: Eukaryota; Metazoa; Arthropoda; Insecta; Lepidoptera; Crambidae
Source: the annotation of a GenBank genome assembly